Molecule: messenger RNA, 186 nt
Organism: Sphaeroforma arctica JP610
Lineage: Eukaryota; Ichthyosporea; Ichthyophonida
Exons: 2
Source: RefSeq, a predicted model, not a curated record
AUGUCGUCGUCCCCUUCGACGCGAUUUGACGGUAACGAUAUGUAUGGUGUGACAGAGGACGAUAUGCAGAUCCGUCAAGAGGGCGAAUUCCUAGAGCCAUACGCAGAGACAAAGGCCAUGGGCGAAGUAGCUAUGCGAGACGCAUGCUGCGAUGAGUUCAUGACGGUCGCAAUCGCACCGCACCAG